AAGCCUGGCAGUUGGCAUAUGAACCCGGCCGUAGUCGCCAUUGUAAGAUUGUUCGAGGAGGAGGAGGAGGGUGGAUACUGGAGUCUUAAAUAGUCUCUUUCUGGAGCCGUGUCUUCUUUCGCGCUUUAGUUUAUUUCUUUGUCAGUCCUAGACAUUCGCACUUAAGUCAGCAUGGCGUGUGGGGCCACGUUAAAGCGCUCGAUGGAGUUCGAGGCCCUCCUCAGCCCACAGUCCCCCAAGCGGAGGAGGUGCAACCCGCUGCCGGGGACGCCGGCCACCCCGUCGCCGCAGAGGUGCAACUUGAGGCCGUCUACAGAGAGCCCCUCGCAUUCGAUGUCCCCGCAGACGGUUGCAGGGGAACACAGACUCACACCGGAGCAGAUCUUCCAGAACAUCAAACAGGAGUACAGCCGUUACCAGCGGCGACGGCAGCUGGAGGGUGCCUUCAACCAAAGCGAUGGUGCCGGCCCUAGUGAUGGACCGAGCCCCAGCCCUGCACUUGCAGCCCCAAAUUCACCCCCAGGUGCUUCUUCUGUGAGGAAGGACCAGCCCUCGUUCACUUUGCGUCAGGUGGGCUACCUGUGUGAGCGCCUCCUCAGAGAUCAUGAAGAGAAGAUCCGUGAGGAGUAUGAACAGAUCCUGAAUACAAAGCUUGCAGAGCAAUACGAGUCCUUUGUGAAAUUCACGCAAGACCAGAUCAUGCGGCGGUACGGCACCAGGCCAGCAAGUUAUGUUUCCUGAAGAUCUCAAUCAACUGGUACCAGCUUUUCUAUCAGCAAGAUGGCUGCUGUACUUCUCACCCCACUCCCCUUGACCCUCAUGUUUUUUAUUUUUCUCCCCCCCACCCAAAUGUUUCAGUGCCAUGAUUUAUCUACCUUUUUAAAUCCCCUGGAAGUUCUACUUUGGAAUUGUUGCUGCUGGCCCGUUGUUGCAGUUUUAAAAAAAAAAAAAAAAAAAAAAAAAUUGUAAAGUCUUG
This is a messenger RNA of Scleropages formosus (Asian bonytongue), 976 nucleotides long. RefSeq names its product akirin 1 (gene akirin1). The record is from RefSeq and is a predicted model, not a curated record. NCBI's taxonomy places the organism in Eukaryota, Metazoa, Chordata, Actinopteri, Osteoglossiformes, Osteoglossidae. Gene Ontology annotation, biological process: positive regulation of transcription by RNA polymerase II; positive regulation of myoblast differentiation; negative regulation of skeletal muscle satellite cell proliferation. Gene Ontology annotation, cellular component: nucleus; chromatin. The transcript is spliced from 5 exons. Gene Ontology annotation, molecular function: transcription coregulator activity. The coding region runs from base 172 to 741 and encodes 189 amino acids.